This is a messenger RNA of Symbiodinium natans, 6657 nucleotides long. The record is from the annotation of a GenBank genome assembly. Lineage: Eukaryota; Dinophyceae; Suessiales; Symbiodiniaceae.
AUGCUGCCCAUGAUCAGGGAGGCCGGGGUACACCGCUCCCUUGUUCUUGCCCACGCCCAGGGGUUCGUCCCGGACCAUCGACGUGACCUCAUCCGGAUUGCUGAAGGCAAGAUGUUGGGGAAGUCCAGCCCUGCAAAACAAACACCGACGCGCGUCAUGCCUGCCUCUGCAGACUCCAGAUUGAUGGAUGUGACUUCUGCUUGCCACGAAGAUGUGGUCAUGGCGCCUUUUCGUGGUGACUGCUGCGACCUCCCAGGACGGCCUUCCCGUUGUCUAGAUGAUGCCGAGCUCUUCCAGCAGAUGAAGAAAAUGGUGGAAGAGGGCGCCCCUGUUGCGUCGGGCCUGGAUGUUCCUCGCUUUGCUCCAGAAAUCUCGGACGGGAUAAUAAAGCUCGUCGUUGCUCUCCGCAAAGACCGCAGCGAUGGAGCUGCGCCUUCUUCCCACGAGAGCUCCCUCAGCUGGGAGUGGCCUCCAGUGCCUGCCUUUCAGGCGCCUGCCUUUCAGGCGAUCAGCAUCAGGCCCGCGUGCUCCUCUUGCUCCAUCCUUCCAGUUGGUUUGCACUUGCUUGCUCCGGCCGACGGCCACACGCGUGCGCCCGACAGCUUCUCCAGCUGUCUGCAUAAGACAGCGACCGGAGGAGACCGGCAGAGGCCUUCUUCAGUGCUCUUUACCGGUGUGGUUAAGUCACGUGGCAUGAUCCCACCAGUGCCAUCUCUUGUGCCUGUGAUCACUCCAGUGACGCCAACCGUGGCCGCAACGAAGAUUGCGAUUUCCAGGGUCCGUUUGGAUGAUUCUUGGGGUGCUCACCUUGAGAGGAGGCUUAGUGCUGCCAUACAAAAGUGGGUUGCCUUAGUGGUUGAGGAUCCUUUCUCUUUUGACGUCGGUAGGCGGUGUGCUGCUUUCGUGGGAAAUGACGAGGCGAUUUCUCAGGGCCUUCUGCACACUUUUUCGGGCAAAUCGGCAGGUACCUUGCACAGCCGGGCUGGGCCUCUCAUCAGGUUUGUUGCCUGGGCCAAGGCUCGCCAGUGCAAGCCCCUACCCUUCAGCGAGGCGCUUUUGUAUGAUUUUCUGCUUGAAUCCGAGAGCACUUGUGCGCCGUCAUUCGGAAAGGCAUUGAUGUCUGCACUUGCAUUUUGCAAAUUUGUGCUAGGCGUUGAGAAUGCUUCUGAUGUUCUGAGCAGUGGUCGGUUUGGGGGCUUGGCUCGUUCGAUGUUCCUGAACAAAAGGAAGCGACGACAGAAGCCACCCCUCACUGUCGAUAUGGUGAAGGCCCUUGAGAGAUUGGUGAUCUCCGAACGUGAAGGAGAUAUCGACAGGCUGUGUGCAGGGUUCUUCCUCGUUUGUGUUUUCCUCCGAGCAAGGUAUAGCGAUGCUCAAGGUCUGAAGAAUCUUGCAAUCGACGAGCCUGAAGGUUUUGCUGGCCGCUUGACAGGAUAUUUUCAAGGGGAAGCUUCAAGGACAAAGACGAGUUUCUCGCUGGAAAGGAAGACGGCUCUGCUCCCGAUGGUUGGGCCACUUUUCGGCUUGACUGCGGUUCCUUGGUUUAAGACAUGGUUAGGUCUCCGCGAGGACAUGGGCAUCCCUGAAGGCGAGGACUUUCCUCUGCUGCCGAGUCGUGGGCUAGAAGGGGGUUGGGCUCCGAUCCCACCUUCGGCUACGGUGGCCGCUGCAUGGUCGCUGGAGGCUGUCAUCCAGGACAUCAGGCAAGGCCUGUUUUUGCCGGACGUCACUCGGUCGGGUUACUUCCCGAACCAGCCGCAGAGGGAGCCUGGGCCUGAGUUUGUUGAGGAGCCAUCAGAGUCCGAAGUUUCGCUCGAUGAAGAGGACAAUGUGCAGGACUUGAGAGCGGAGGAAGCGGCCGCUGAUCAGGUUGUGCCGCCUUGGGCUGAACUUGUGGUUCAGGAUCCUGAUGCUCUGGUUUAUGUCCGUCACAUAACUUCAAGGAAGUUGCACCGCCUCGCUGACGAGAGUGGGAAUCGGCUGAAGUGCGGAAAGGCGUGCGCGCGAAAGUUCGAGAGGGGCAGCCGGAUCACUCGGCAAAUGGGUCGUGUCUUUGUGACGCAGCCGGAUAGACUCGGCUAUGCAUUCACCGGACAAUUCGCCAUGGCCAUCACCGAGAGCAAGGCAAACUUUUCUUCCAGGGCGACGGCCUUGGGGUUGGCCGCUGACGUUUUGAAGAAGUUCACUGAUGCCGGUAUUGACUGCGUGAGCAAAUUUGCCUUCAUUAGUGCGUUCGUGCCUGGCAACACCGAUGAGUCCCCUUUUACCGAUGCAGUUGCUGGGGUUUUGGGGCGCGCUGCUAAUGUGGCAGAGUUGAGCGUGCUGCGCAGGCUUCUUCAUGAAAGCUACAACCUCACUGUCUCAGAGCUUCAGGUGCAGGUUGAAAGAACGGAAGAUUCUGCUCCGAGGCGGUUGGCGGCUCCCGAUCGAGCCGAUAGGCUUCAGCGGCAACAAGUCAGGCUUGCUGGCCUGAACAUCCAUGGCCCGACUCUCCCUGGUCAUUCGGUCAUCGAUCGUUGCGUUCAGAUGUAUGAGGAUAACUCUCUUUCAUACCUACCUUUGCAGUCUUGUCCCUGCCGGGAUGAUGAAGUGAAGUUCAAGAAGGACCGAGAUGACAAGAUGCUUGCUGUGGAUGGCACGGGGCACGUGUCUCUUAGGUCGCAGGCCGUGAAAGUGGAGGCCGAUGUGUCCACUGACCUUUUGCUUAAGCAUGCACUUACUCGUCGUGGGCUUGCGUUGGACCAAGCUGGCAUUCUGAGCUUCGCGGAGCAUGAGCGUUGGUCUGAGGCGUUGUUUCAGGCUCGAUUUCGUGAUCCACCAGACCAGUAUGCCCGUGUCACGCUCCAGCAACUCAUCCAGGCUGACAGGCAGGUUUUUGUUGAAGCAGCUGAUCGGACCCGCCAGGGGAUUCAGGUGGUGGCUUCCGGGCGACCGGUCGAUCGCAUUUGGAGUGACGCCAUGUCUUGCAACAAUGUCACUCACCUGCUGCAACCCUUGCCCUUGCCUCCGCCUGCUCCUUUGCAUCCGCGGCCUGGGCCCUAUGAUGACCGCAGGGGUUUGAAGGGUCGCGGUAAGGGUAAAGGGAAAGGAAAGGGUAAGGGAAAUGUGCGUAUACCUGCUGAGCUGUCCGAUGGGGUGCCAGUCACCGCCCGGGGCUUGCCCAUCUGCUUCGACCACAACUUGGGGCGGUGCCAGCGUCCCGUCACUAGUGGGAAGUGCGACCGUGGCCUUCACAUUUGCUCUGAGGCGCAGGUUCACGUGACUGAUGAUAAAGAUGUAGCACAGCUCGGUGAGGAGCUUGUGCUCUCUUCUUCCGAUGAUGAGAUCCCUGAAGGGGAGUCAUCACCGAAGCAGGUCCCGUGCUCGGCCUCAGUUCCGCCUCAACCGCUUUCCGACAACCCCGAAGCUUUUGCGUCUCAGCUGCUCAAGCAGACGUGGCUUGAGGCGAGCGAUGUUUUGCAGCUUUUUGAGAUGUUACCAAUGGCCGCGCCCCAGCGUGGAACUGAGGGCAAGGCUUUUGCUACCGGAGCGUUUGCUCGGGUCAAGGUCAAUGGCAAGCAGCAGAAGGGAGUUCUCUUGCCCGUGGGAACCGAACCCGUGCUGUUUGAUGCACGCCGUGCUCUGCAUCUCACUGAACCUUGGCAAGGCCGCCGUGUGGUCUUAGUGGCCUUUUCUAUCGGUGCAUUUUCGAAGCUGUCCAACGAGGCUUCUGACCGCUUGUCUGCACUGCAGUUUAACUUGCCAAGCCAGCCCGAUGCUGAUGCUUUUCAAGAGCGCCCGCAAUUGCCGGUGCGUCUUCCCUGGCCGCCUCGGUUGCCCAUCCUUGCAUCUGUGCCUUCGGUUCCCGACAUUCCUAAGCCGGCUGCUGGUGAGCCCUUGUUCUUGGAGCUAUGUGCUGGUACUGCCAUGUUGUCGCGUUGCUUUCAUGAGGUCGGCGUCCCGGUCAUGCCCAUUGACCAUCAGCGCAAUCGGCAUCUUCCGUUGGCUAAGGUGUGUAACCUCAGCCUCACUGAGGACUCGACCUGGGACUUCCUGAGACACUUGAUUGAUACUUGUGACAUCCUGUUUGUGCAUGCCGCUCCACCGUGUGGCACAUGCUCUAUGGCCAGGCAUAUCCGGCGCAAGGGUGUGUCUGCUGGUCCCCUUCGCUCAAAGCAGUUCCCUAUGGGCUUGCCGUCCCUGACUGGAGUCGACCGGGCAAAGGUCGAGGUUGCCUCAGGUGGAAAGGUGCAUUUCCCUACGGCAGACGAAGCGGCAUACCCGCGUCCGUUCUGCGUGCAAUUUGUGGCGCUGGUUUUCCGCCACCUUGGGCGGUCCCUGCCAGCCACGCCUGCCCCUCAGGUGUCAGCUCAGGCGUCUGCUUCUUCAGCUCGCCAGCCCCGUGGGCGUCGCAUCCCUCCUGUCAUGCCUGAGUUUAAGCGUGUGCUCGUGUAUCAGGUUGCUGCGUUGCCCCAGGUGGAUCACAAGCGUCGCUUGCUGCAACCUUUGCGGGAUGCCCCGGCGGGCUCCAAGCUUAUCUCCUCGACGUCUUUGCUUUCUGAGGUGGGGUUGAAAAGCGCCUCGGAGACACCGGUUCAGGCAGAUGCACUAGUCGUAGAUUCGAGCUCGUCUGAGUCAGAUGACACUGCGUCUCCUGUGGGCCCGGAUGACCAGGCCAGUGUGUGCUUUGAAGUGUCGCUGGGUGUGUAUGCUUCCCCCGAAGAACUUGUGGAAGAAUGCCUGAACGUAGGGCACCCCUUUGAUCAGCUGCAUGCUGCGCCUGAUGUGCUCAAACAGUGCCUUUUUGACAUGCUGACCAAGGGGCCUGCUUGGGUAGUGGAUCGUAGGGCAAAGCUGCUCAAGAAGUGGACCCAGUGGGCUCGCGACCUUGAGGCCGAGGAAGCAGGCCUUCGCAAGUCGUUAGACCCUGAGGUUGCAAAGGUGUUGCAAGGGAAAAGGCUCCUGCUUCUUGAGAAGAUUGCGUCGUCAAUCGGCUGGGUUGACAUGGGCGUUUUUGCUGAGCUUAGGAAGGGCUUUGAUUUGGUGGGGCAUGCAAAGCACACGGGAGUUUUCGCGCUUGAGCCCAGGCCUUCGAAGCUUCCUAAGGAUGACUUUCUUGCUGCCACAAAAUUUCUUAAGCCCGCCCUGCUGGGUAAGGUAAAAUCGUCGUCCGUGGAUCGCAACGCGCGUGAGCUGUGGGAAAAGACGAUGCAGGAGGUGGAGAGUGGUAUGUUGGAGGGACCUCUGUCGUCGCAGCAGCUGGAUGAUAGGCAUCCCUCUGGCUGGUUGCCCACUCGGCGUUUCGGGGUGGAACAGACUUCUGCUGCUGGACGCAAGCUGCGGCCUGUUGAUGAUUUCACCGAGAACAAGGUGAAUCUUGCCUUUGGGUCUAUGGACAAGCUGGACUUGAAUGCGCUUGAUCAACUUAUCUGCACCUGCCGCAUUUGGGCAAGGGCCAUGUGUGGGGGGCAUGAUUGUCAGCUCGCGCUUUCCUCGGGGCUUGUGCUCAAAGGCCGUGUGCAUCCUGGUUGGAAGAAGGCGGGGCAUCAGCCGCUUUUAACCACACUUGAUCUUCGAGCUGCUUACAAACAGUUCGCCGUGUCGGCCGACUCGCGAGCUUGGGCAGUUAUCGCUUUGCUUAACCCUGAUACGCUGGUGCCGGGCCUUUUCGAGUCGAAGGCGUUGCCUUUUGGCAGCGCGGCCUCGGUGCUGCAUUUCAACCGUCUCUCGAGAUUGUUGUGGAGGUUGGGGGUUGAGCUUUUGAUCCCAUGGGGAAACUUUUUCGACGACUUCCCUGCAAUGUCACCGAGUGCCAUCUCAGACAAUACCAUGAGUACAAUGACUGCCUUGUGUUCCCUUCUCGGGUUCGCCUUCGCUGACGACAAGCUUAGCCCCUUUCAGCCUGAACUCGUGGUGUCUCUUGAAGAGUUUCUGCGCGAGGGAGCGAUCUCUCGAAAGCGUUACCUCAGUCUCAUGGGUCGGCUCCACUACACUGACUCAUACAUACUUGGUAAGUCGGGCCGUUUGAUCAUGGCGGACAUUCGCUCGUGGGCAAAGGGGCAUUGUUCUGACGAGUUGGUCUUGGACGAUGCAGCAAGGGAUUCGCUGCGUCUGUUCAUUGCGCGUCUCCGUGCUUGUGAGCCUCGCCAGGUGCCUUGUGGAGUGGCAAGCCACGUUGUGCACGUCUUCACGGAUGGCGCCAGUGAGGGUGAGGUGCACUCGAUUGGUGGGGUCCUUGUAGUGCAAGGAAGGUUGCAUUCUUGCUUUGGGUCUUUUGUUCCCGAUCACUUGAUCAGCAAAUGGACCUCCACGAUGCGACACAUUAUCGGGCCAGUUGAAUCAUAUGCAGUUGCGGUGGCAAGGAGAGUUUGGCACCAAUUCAUUGCUUCGCAGCGCGCUCUGUUUUUCAUCGAUAAUGUGCAGGCACAAGACUCCUACAUAAAGGGCACCUCUGCAAACCCUCACGUGCGGGAAAUCCUCCUUUCUUUCGAGGAGUCGGAAAAACUUUCCCCUUCCUGGACGUGGUUCGCCCGAGUGGCGAGUCCAAGCAAUGUCGCAGACGAGCCGUCACGUGCUGCCUUCGGGUUUUUGCAUAAGGUUCAUUGUCGCAGGGUCACUCCCUCGUGUCCCAUUAGUGGUUUUGACCUUGUUGAUCUUGGCGCCCUUGGAAAAAUUUGA